Messenger RNA from Drosophila yakuba, 756 nucleotides. Its product is annotated as skin secretory protein xP2. The coding region runs from base 100 to 681 and encodes 193 amino acids. The transcript has 2 exons. The record is from RefSeq and is a predicted model, not a curated record. NCBI's taxonomy places the organism in Eukaryota, Metazoa, Arthropoda, Insecta, Diptera, Drosophilidae.
CGCGUCUGCACCGCGCCCAGGUUUUGAUAUAAAUACCACCUGGCAGAUGAAUACAAACCAUACUAGAAACGUCCACGUUCCAAGUAACAUACAUCCAAAAUGAAAUUCCUGGUUGUCGCCGUCGCCCUCUUGGCCGUUGCCCACGCCGAUGUGUCCCAUCUGUCGGGCUACAACUAUGCUCCCGUGAGCAUCCCACAGCCGGCUCCUCUGCCCGUAAUCGCUCCCGCCCCCAUCAAGGUUGCUCCCGCUCCCGUGAACACCUACAUUCCCCCCGCACCAGCACCAGCUCCCAUCCAGAUUGAGGUUCCCGCCCCAGCACCCGCUCCCGUGGCCAUUCCCGCCCCAGCUCCCGUGAAGUUCGCUCCCGCUCCCGCUCCAGUGAACACCUACAUUCCCCCCGCACCCGUGCACGUCGAGAUCCCAGCUCCAGCUCCCGCUCCAGUUGUGAUCCCUGCUCCCGCUCCCGCUCCCAUCAAGGUUGCCCCCGCACCCGUCAACACCUACAUUCCCCCCGCACCCGUGAGCAUCCCAGCCCCCGCUCCCCUGCCCAUCAAGGUUGCUCCCGCUCCCGCCCCCGUUCCCGUCCUGGCCCCACAGCCCGUUCUGGAGGAGAUCGAGCCCGUGUCCGCCGAUGGUUACCGUUACAAGACCGUCCGCCGUGUGAUCCGUCGCCGUAUCUAGAGAGCUACCAACUCUAGCGGUGAUCGCCGCCAGGAGGAUGUUUAUUAAAUAAAACGAAAAAAGUUAUUACCUAAA